Molecule: messenger RNA, 1447 nt
Organism: Rhodamnia argentea
Lineage: Eukaryota; Viridiplantae; Streptophyta; Magnoliopsida; Myrtales; Myrtaceae
Exons: 8
Coding region: 57-1040 (327 amino acids)
Source: RefSeq, a predicted model, not a curated record
CUCAAUUCAAAGGAAGGCCCUCCCAAACAAAAAGAACACCUCAAAGCUGAGUAACAAUGGAGGCGCUCGCCUGCAGCUGCAGCAACUCCCGGUGCACACGCCGAACCUUCCGUCACCACCGUCCAUCGCCAUCUCUCUUCUUUCCUUCUUCCCUCCAAAUUCACCAUCCCAUCCGACGGUGGCCACGUCUCGUGUCAGGUUUGAAUUGGUGGAGAUAUGGAUUGGUGUCAUCCUCCGAAGGCACAAAAAAGGCUGUAAAUGGAAGCGAGGCGGAAUAUCUGUUGCCGUGGGACGAUAAACCUUAUGAAACAUUGCCAAAUGGUAAAAUAGCUUACUUGGAUGAGCAAGAUGUGGUCACAUUUCUUGACCCUCCUAAGGAGUUGAUUCCUCUUGAACCCAGUUCUUACAACCCUGCUGCUUAUUUAUGGAAGAAAAUUGAAGACAUUCCGGAGGAAAGGCGCCAUCGAUUACUACGCUUGCUAAACCCAAGACUUAUAUCAAGAGCCUGGGAGAUAGCUGGCUCACGCUAUGAGGAUCCUAUGUUAAUGAAGAAAAAAGCGUCUAGUUUGCUUUCUGGUGAAGCUAAAGAGACAUCACUUGAGUAUUACUAUUGUCGAACCAAUGGAGGUCCUCCUCCUGUUGCUUGGAUAAAUUUCUUCAAAAAGGCUAUAUUCCGUUCCAAGGAUGAGAAGAAGUACGGCCGUCUUAUUGGUGAAUCGUUGCUAGGUCAAUUAGGAAGUUCCUUUUAUCCACUGUACUUUGUGGUGACACCAGUCAAGGAAGUAAUGUCCACAGAACAACCUUGUGAUCUAGCAUACGAAUUCGGCGAUGGAUUGCUGGAUCUCUGUGACUACCCCGAGAGCUUCCCUAAACCAGGGAAGCACCCCUAUCCUUUCGAUGAUGAAGUUGUCAUGUACCUUCGUCACAUUGGGCCCGGAGUCUUGGUCGGACAAGCAUGGCAAGAAGGAAAGAAUUUGCAGCAAGUGCCUCAAAAGUUGUGCAGCGAAAUUCUGAUGGUGAAGGAUUAUGCAGCAUGCUGAGGACGGACCUCUUGGCAUUGAAUUUCUGCCCUCUCUCUGCGUUGCUCUUCUGAAGCCGUUCUUGAUCAAUGCUUCUAGUUCGGUCCAACCAAAUUAUGCUCUGCCCUCAGGAAUCUGAUCAUGCGACGGUACUGUGUGAAGUAGCAAACUAAGAGGAGCUUGAUUUGACCGUAAUCAUUGUGGCUUGAAGCCAUGUAGGCGCCUGUGCACAACAUAUAGAAAACGUGGCGAGCCCACUUGUUGUUGAGAGAAUCUAGCAUGGAUUGAGUUCAGAUUUAAAUAGCAUCAACAAACCUUCUGGAGAUAUGGAGUUGCAGUCGUAUUGUGCUCUGUUCUCUAAAUACAUUUUCACCUUCCUCAGCUGUGAGUCCUCUCACUGAUUCACUAUACUAUGUCUAGUUGGUCAA